GGUUUUUCGUUGCUGAGGUUUAGAUGGAGGUGAAGUUUGGAGCAUAGUGGACAUCACAGCGUCCUCACAGCGUAGAUCUCUCUCACUAUCAUCCUGGCCGCACCAGAUCAUGCGCGUUGUCCGUGUGAUUGCAUUCAUCCUCGCUGCCGGAGCACAUGGGGCUGCCACAGGGCCCAACUCGCCCUCGCCAAACCGCCCACAGCCACCAACCAGCAGCGUACCGAAGGUUUUCCACGCAAGACAGGUGCAAGGCUGCAGCCACUAUGUGCAGACAAUUGUGUUGGUUGUCCUUUUCAGGCGUUGGAUGGCAACCUGCGGCAGGUCGCGUGGAUUGGCGGCGAACUGCCAGACAAGUGCAACCAAGAGUAAGAGGGAACAAGGAGCAACACAACAGACUUGUACUCGCUACGUAUACGCCCUUUCCUUGAUCAGGUGUCGUUCGUCGUGUCUGGCUAACGCAGCCCUCCGCCCCUCGACCACAGACGACUGCCUCUUCCGCUGCUCAUGCCUUGCCACACCUUCACGAGCCAUAGCCGUCACAUCCACUGGAAAGGCCUAUAUUGCCGAGCCGCAUAGACUGCCGCAGAAGAGUCGAGAGAAAGGCUUUGCCUUUGAGGAGCUCGGUGAGCGGCUGAUGGGUGGAUUGGUGCUUGACGGACCGCAGGGCGUCGUACAAGUGAAAGCCAGGUAAAAAGAGAGAUGUGAUGCAGCGCAAGCGUGUUCAUAUCUGCGUCUAUCUUUGUCGUAUGGAUUGAUGUCAGCCCAGUGGAUCCUCGUGCGAUGGUUGUGUUGACCAACACACGAGUGUGACGUGGAUCAGCAUGGAUGGGGCCGUGACGCUGAGGCCAUUCAGACUGCAGGCUCACUUGCCGAGGAGAGCGCCAGAGACACACAGUGACAUCAAGUAUGCGAGAAUCGACACACAGACGACACCAUCAUUCUCUCUUGCCGCCCAUUCGUGCAGGCUGACAGGGUGGACGUGGCAUCCAUACGUGUCUAGCUGGGUGAGUACACACAUAUGGACGCACGGACAUGCCCCGCACACACGGACAUAUGUGCACAUACAUUUUCUCGUACCGUGUAUGGCGCAUGUCUCUUGGUGUCCGCCAGGCACUAGCAGAGGCCUUGCUUGACCCUGUGUGCCAGCCGUCCCCCUACCAGCACUGCCACAAGAUCCUCUUCGUCACACGUGACGCCGGCGUGUCGUUCGAAUGGGUGGCAUCAGACGUAAUUGACCACUACUGGGGCGUCGCACACUCUCCAGACCCAUCAGCACACGCACAUGAAGACCGUCACGAACACCUCUUCCUCGACAUGUUCCCCUCAGUCAAGGUGAGCUCAAUAGAGAGACAUGCCGAUCGAUGGGUGAACGUAGAGGCGUCGGGUAUGUGUGCGUCAGCGUCACAGUAUGGAGGACAUGCGGCGGCUGUAUAUCGUCAGAUGCGGCGCGUGCACGCAGCUGUCACGACCACCGGCACACAGUAGAAAGGAAAACAAAAGUGAGAACAUGAACCGGUCACUUGAUCUACCCACGGACUCUUGCGUUUUUCGUUGUCAGAGCCGUCCGGCGACGCUGCUCGCCUUGCAUCCGCCCCUGUAGACAGGCCAGUGGAGUUGCCUCAGGACGUUUAUGCCUUCCGCAAAGGGGCGCCGUCACGCCACGGCCACAGAGGGGCCGACACAGCUUCAUCACUGCGUCGCGGCCAUGGUUGGUUCGACGAGGAGCUGGAUCUCUUCGAGACGAUCAACUUCGACGCCGAUGAGAGAAUCGUCAUGAAGGGGGCCCAGAGGUGGGCAGGGUAGGACACAGGUGGGUAUUGCCAGGGUAAGCGCAUUUGUGUGUUGGUAUGGUGCAGGUAUCACUUUGCGAGUUCGUUCAUCUUUGCCGUGGCCAAAGAGAGCAACGACGCACACAGAGUACGUCAUGCCAGAGGCAGGGCACAUGUGUGUGGACGUGGAUGUGUGGAGGCCUCAGCUUGCUUUGUGGGUGUAUUCGCGAGACCAUCGAUACUACAGACGGAAACCCAGUACGCCCACAGAAAGGCUGAGAAAGCUGCAUCCAUGGCUGAGAGUCCACGGUUACUGUGUUUCCUCUGCAGCUUUCAGCAAGGCAUCCUUUCCCCCUGAUGUGGUUCUGACCGACGCGCAGUUGCUCGAUAUGAAGCUCUUGGUUGGACCCUACAGGCACACCAAGAGACAUGGACUCACAAGCGGCGGUUUGUGUGUUUUGUGCAGUGGACAUCUGCUGACCGGGCCUACAUCUACCUUCCGAGCACUUCGCGACAGUUGCCGUGGGGACACAUAUUCACAUGCGACUUCAAAGUAUCCAUACACCAUCUUAACUACACAGCCAGAUGCACACGGCCAACUGACUGGGGCUUCCUUGCUUUCAAUGCAGGGUCACCGAUUCAAGCUGUCGUUGGCGUUUGUGGCUGAAGACCGGACCACCGGGCGUGUGCAGUGGGGCCACAUGCCAGGCAUCCCUGCUGCCCUGGUGGCCAAUCGUGUCCACACCUAGGGAGAGGGCUGGUCUGACGUCAUCCUUGGCCUCGCGAGACAGGACGACCACACCGCGGGUCAGCCUCUUUGGCGAGUGGGGGAUGGUGGGGCUGCUGAAACACAAGAUGACGCGCAAGACACACAG
This is a messenger RNA of Vitrella brassicaformis, 2644 nucleotides long. NCBI's taxonomy places the organism in Eukaryota, Vitrellaceae. The record is from the annotation of a GenBank genome assembly.